CGUGCACGUCGCAGCGAGCCGGGUGACGUGGCUGGCCAGGGCGCAGGCCAGGGCGCAGGCACAGCCUCCAGCAUGGGCAGGGCCUUGUUGUUGUGCGUGCUGCUGCUGGGGCUGGACCCGCUGCCGCACACCAGCCCCGCCAGGCCGUCCCACGUGCUCGGCCAGCAGGACGGCGACGCACCGCCCGCCUCGGACUCGGCCAUCGUGGUGUGCGACGCCAUCAACUGCGAGAUGGACUGCCGCAAGCGCGUCAAGGACUGCGGCGCGUACGGCUGCGCCGGGGUGUGCAUCGGCUACGCGUGCCACUGCUUCACCAAGCCCAAGCCACCGCCCGGCGGCUGGAAGGAGUACAGUCCUUCAGGGGAGGCGGACGACCCGCUAGCGCAGGACCCAGCGCUGCUGCAACAACAACAAGAACAGAUGCAGCAACAACAGCAGCAGCAAGAGAGGCAGGCACACAUGCAGAUGCAGAUGCAGCCACAACAGCACCCGAUGCAAAUGAUGCAGAUGCAGCCACUGUAGGGGCAUCAAAAGACAGUGCCGAAGUGAGCCGGUGUGCGUGUGUCGGCGUGUCCGUGUGCGUGCCUCGCGCGGCUGUGUGCGUGUGUGCGUGCGAGUGUGUGUGCGAGAUAAGCAAGACAGUGCGGCAAGAAACGGCAACAAUCAUCGCCCGUUGUACAGUGUCAUUACCAGCCACUAUUAUCCGCACCAUUACAAGGCAAACUUUUUUGA
This is a messenger RNA of Thrips palmi, 732 nucleotides long. RefSeq names its product probable global transcription activator SNF2L2. The transcript has 3 exons. The record is from RefSeq and is a predicted model, not a curated record. The coding region runs from base 73 to 522 and encodes 149 amino acids. Lineage: Eukaryota; Metazoa; Arthropoda; Insecta; Thysanoptera; Thripidae.